Anopheles aquasalis is the source of this 4172-nucleotide messenger RNA. It is a transcript of the gene NSD, whose product is annotated as Nuclear receptor binding SET domain protein. Lineage: Eukaryota; Metazoa; Arthropoda; Insecta; Diptera; Culicidae. Gene Ontology annotation, molecular function: protein binding; histone methyltransferase activity. Gene Ontology annotation, cellular component: nucleus. The record is from RefSeq and is a predicted model, not a curated record.
CAUUCCCACAUAUUUUUUUUUUUGAAACAGGGACGAUUGCAGCAACAACUCUGAUUUUGGUCUGAACGAUCCCGUUGGAUCCCAUGUUUCACAAGCCGAAAUGCUGUCCGCAACAGCUGCAAAGUGUCGCAGUUGCUGCACCCAGUGUGGGCAGUGAGCCUCAAACGUCAUUCCACGAUUUUCGUCUGAUUUGGCGCGCGUUUUUGUUGAACAAGCCACGGAGCUGCUAUAGUUUAGUUUCUGAUUUUGUUGCAUUUUGUCCAGUGUUUUCCGUGUUGCUUCUUCAUUCCAAGGCUUAUCGAAAUGAAAAAAUACGCCAAACUAUCCCGGCAUCGGAAACUAAGUAGCAACGCGUCGUCGGAUGAUCCGAAAGAGGUGACGCCGAUGGAUGAUGCUGCAUUCUCGGAAGCUAUGAUGCUUUCCCCAACAUCAUCGGCCAAAGAAAUGGUGCAAUCGCAGCAACAAACGCCAAAGAGGCAGCAAUUCAGACAGCCUAAAGCUUCCAGCAGUUGCAGCAGCGGUACGCAAUUGUUAUCCAGAGAACAGAUCUUGAGUGUGAAGCCAAUAUCACAAAAUACGCCCGUCAGCAGAUCUCCGCAGACUCGUACUUUGAUGAUGCAAUUGCAAACUUCGCUGAGUCCAAAAAUGACCGAGAUUCAGUCGAACGGCGAGCACCGGGUAAGUCGUUACGGGCGUCAUCAGAAACAGAAGGAGAACAUCAAUUAUGUUCCCGUUGAGCUGACCAAGUUUGUUUCUAAGUCACCGUCCAAGUUAAAAACCAAGGUAAUCGUUGAACCUUCCGCAACUCAAGUGGACGUUGAUGGGCCAGAAGUAAAAAUGCAAGCUAUCUCAUCAGAGAAGGUGCCUACGAUGGAUAAGGAGCACCAAUCCGAGUUGAAGGUUGGUGAUCGUUCAUCUUCCAAGAUAACUGUGAUAAAAGGAUCAAAUGAAGAUCUGCUUGGAAUGGAUGAAAUCAAAAUAAUCGGCAUGGAUGCAAGUUUCAACUCGAUCGAAGAGAGCGCUAUAUCCACCAAUCUGCUAGCCUCGCAAUCACUGCCGGAAAUAGAAAACAACGAAAGCCACUCUGGAGGCCUGGAGCGAUCAUCAGAUGGCGAUAGCGCGAAAGGCUCCUCCAUUAACUAUGACUGUGGAGGCUUUCUGGUAGGGGAUAUGUAUUGGGGCACACAAAGUAUGAAUCAUAUUCACUGGCCUUGCAUGGUAAUUCCGGAUCCCGUUACAAACCAAAUAACUCGAAAAGCGCAAAAGCAAACAUCAUCUGAAAGUUGGACCGAAGUACAUGUUGUAUAUUUCGCUGGCAAGGGACUCCGAGCAUGGUUGAAGGAUACGCAGCUAAUUCCAUUCGAUAGCACAGAGCAGUAUCGUCUCAGAGUGAUCAAUUCUGAGUUCGGACAGGUAUUGCGCGCCAAAAUCAAAAAAGCUAGCCAAGGCUGGCGUACAGCUUGUCGUGAUGCGGAAAGUUACUAUGCUAUGCCCGCCGAAGACCGUCCGGAACAUUUUAAAGAACAAAUGAAAGAACGGAAGCAACGUUCCAAGAUGAACAUGUCGCGGCAGCGUAAACAACUACAGAGAGCGACACCAGAAAGUCCUGCCUACGAACCAAUUCAAAGCACGUCGGCGAAUUCACACAAUCAUGAGCGAACGGUUACCCUCGGUCAUUCAUUUGAAGCAGAAUCGUCUAAUUUGUUAGAGAACAAUAUUUCUCGAUUUUUUCAAUCAAUGGAUCGAAGUAACACAAACGAAAUGAGCGUAACGGAAGGAUUUGAUCAGUUUGGUUACGAGACAUUGCUCAAAUUCACACGUGCAUUCUUAUUCGAAGAAAACAAGGAUAAAAAAGUCGAUGAAAAGAUCCAGUUGUAUGUGCAGCAAAUCUGUAGUCUCCGUCAUAAACCGUUUGGAACUGAGCGUACCAUUGCCCAGAGGAGCAUCAAAUCUCUACAGACUGCGAUUUGUGAGUUGCGUGCCCUGAUUCCACUAGAAAUUAGCUCGAGUAAUGCCCCCUCUUCAUCGUCUAACCAGAAAGCCCGUCGUUCAUCUCACAAACCGCAAAGCCUUGAGGAGAAAUUUCUCUUUCCUCUUGAGCGAAAUCUUCUGGUGAAAGGAUUACCGAAAGGCUACGUUUGCGAAAUUUGUCGCGAGCCCAACAACACCGUCAAGUGUUGCAAGUGCCAACGAUACCUUCAUGUGCAAUGUGUGACAAAGGAUAUCGUGAACAAAGAGAACACCGACCAAUUGAUGGAGGAGAAAAACUGGAUUUGCAACGACUGCGAGUCGUACGACAACGCUGAAGCCGAGAAUCGUGGAAAAUGUUUCAUCUGCAAUGAUAACAUGGCUAUAGAUGAGCCCAAGUACCGUUGUGUAGUCACCUCAUGUGCACAAUUGUAUCAUUUGUCCUGUUUUACUUUGUUCCCGCAGUAUCGUCAAAUGGAGAAGCAAAGCAUCGUUUGUCCCUACCACGCGUGCCAUACCUGCGUAUCGGACGAUCCGAAUGCUAAGGCUGCGAAUGUAAAGCAAACGUUGGUGCGGUGCAUCAAGUGCCCCUCGGCGUACCACCCGGAAAUUGGCUGCGUGCCUGCAGGAUCACACUUUAUCACCAACAAACAGAUAAUUUGUCCGAAGCACGAACUAGUAGAGAAAGCCCACAACGUUAACUGGUGUUGUAUUUGUUGCAAAACUGGAGACCUGUUGGUUAUGUGCGAUACCUGUCCUGUGUCGAUCCACCGCGAGUGCUUGAACUGUGAGCCGCCACCUCCCGAAGGAAAAUUCUAUUGUGACUUUUGUGUUGGCGGCUGUUACCCACUGUACAACGAAAUUGUGGUGGUCAAAAUGGGGCAAUACCGUUGGUGGCCUGCCUUGACGCUGGCACCACCCUUGGUACCUGACAAUCUGUUACAAAUGCCCCAUCAAUCUACGGAUAUUUGUGUAAAGUUUUUCUCUUCACACGACAUGGCAUGGAUUAAUCGUCGCCAAAUGUAUAAGUACGAGCAAGGAGACUCUCAGAACCUUGGAACAAUAAAGUCUGGCACGCUGAACAAGCAAUACCAUCAAGCAAUGCAGGAAGCCCACACGAUCUAUGUUGCGCUGAAAGAGCAGAAAAAAGGACAUCAGAUAGACGGUGGAGCUAUCGGUUCUCCGACGUUUACGAAAAUCUACAAAAACAGAUACACCGCCUCACUGAAGGAAUCUUCUCGUAGAUCACGCAUGAAGGAGGAAAACAUGGAUUCGGUUUGCAAUUGCAAAAAGGAUGAUGACGAUCCCUGCGGUGCUAGCUCUUCAUGUAUCAAUCGCCUUACUUUCAUUGAAUGCAACCCCGAAACAUGCCCUGCCGAAGACCGUUGCUCAAAUCAGCGGUUUGCUAAGCGUAUAUAUCCGGAGAUGGAAGUUCGUAAAUUUGAGGAUAGAGGACAUGGGCUGGUAACAAGGGAAGACCUCACAGCUGGACAAUUUAUCAUUGAAUACGUUGGAGAGGUGAUAAAUAAGAAAGAGUUCCGGCGACGGUUGGAUUACAUGCAGCAACAAAAUGAGCAGCACUAUUACUUCCUUGAAGUUGAUUCAGAAAUAAUCAUCGAUGCAGGGCCAAAAGGCAAUCUAGCGCGGUUCGUCAACCAUUCUUGUGAGCCGAAUUGUGAAACUCAAAAGUGGACGGUAGACGGUAUGCGGGUUAUCGGAAUAUUUGCGCUCAAGGAUAUCAAAGCGGGCGAAGAACUCACAUUUGACUAUUGCUUGGCAAAAUUCGGCGAACAUAGGCAGACAUGUCUCUGUGGAUCAGAGAAAUGCUCGGGCCAGAUUGGAGAAAAAUAUCGUGCACCGAAAGCACUGAGCAUCCGUAAGCGUCCGUUAUCAAGCGCAAAAUUGAAAACAAAAAUGUCUAAAAAGGCGAAAUAUGAGAAUGAAAAAUCGACAACGAUCGAUCAAGGCGACGUUUUUGCUGUGGACAACGUUCAAAUCAAAGAAGAGCAGAAAGUGAACGAUGAAAAUGACGAGCAGAUGUAACAAGAUUGUGUUUGCAUUCGCCAUGCUACAUUAUUUUAUGUUUGGACACACUUUUCUGUAGUGAGCCGGUUUUGUUUUGUUUUUUUUUUAUUAAAUUACUUAUGUUUGAAUAAAAUAAUGAAAUGCUUGCUAAUUCACUAAGAAUAUGAAACUGAAAUUGA